AACCCAGCUGUAUCUCAGGUUAUUGUUUACUUGUGAGAAAAACAUGGACAGUGAAAGUGAAGUGAAGCAGUGUUGGACUGAGCCUGAAGGCAAAACUCUUAGUUUGUUUUUCUACCUACCAAUCUCACCUGUUGUCAUGAUGUAAGAUUUUGGAUAUAAGUGGCCAAUAAAAGCUCCCCCUGAGGGUCAAGGGAUACCAGGCUUUGCAGGCUUCCCUUUGCAGGCAGAAGAUUAUGUUCUUUUUGAUGAUCUUGUUGGUUAUGAUGACGAAAUGAUUGUGCCUGACAAAACAACUAAUGUUCCUCUUUCCCACAGGUUUCUGCUAAAAACUGAGAAUCUGUCUCUUCCACUCUGCUUUGAUGUCACUGGAGAUGUUCGCCUUAAACUACUUCACCAUCCCAACAGGGAGCUGUCUGUGAAUGGUGAGCUUGAUACAGUAACGAAUGGAGGCUUCAGAAGGAUUGUCAUUCACUUCAAGACUGACCUUUAUGUUGAGGUUGACAAUGACAAUGUCAUCACUGUACGAGAGGGACAGACACUGACACGCCACACUGGACAGGCUCUCAUCACAGCUGGAAGUUUGACAGUGAUUAGGCGGAACAAGGAAAUAGAUGUUGCAGCUGGAGACACAUGCAUGGUCAUCUAUAUUCAUGAGAAGGAUGGCGUGGAAUUCCUCUGGCCAGUUUUGAGACAGCAGCCACUGGACAACAACGUUACAGGAAUUAUAACUCUAAAGCCAGCAGUGUAUGAGGAGGUGCAACAAACUCCCUCAACAAAACUUAAGAUCAAAGACCAGGAGAUUGACGUUACCAGGGUCAAUGCUGUUGACUACAGUAUAGUCUCUCCACCGACACUGGACUGCUGGCUCACGUCUGCGGAGUCUGUCCUGCAGAGACGCCUGGAUGAUUUCAUCGUUACUCAACUUUAACUGGGAAUUAUGUUGAAUCACUUGCAAAGAUUUAAUUUUAAAGAAAGAAAGGCAAACACUGAUUCAUCUUGGAAAAAACUUUCCACUUAUUACUAACAAACAAAUAAAUAGUAUCCCCAAUC
Molecule: messenger RNA, 1050 nt
Organism: Perca flavescens (yellow perch)
Lineage: Eukaryota; Metazoa; Chordata; Actinopteri; Perciformes; Percidae
Exons: 8
Coding region: 272-928 (218 amino acids)
Source: RefSeq, a predicted model, not a curated record